CAAUGGCACACAGCGUGGAUGAAGCGUUCGCUCCAGCCUGGUUGGAUGAUAACUUUUUCCGCACGGUCAUACGGAAGUUUACGCACGAUGAAGCAACACAGCUGUGCCACGGCUGUAAGCUGCGUCCGGGGACUGCUUCUGGAGAACACUUUGCGAGUGUCAUGUACCGGACCACGAUCCACUACCGUUCGGGUAAAGGUAAAGAGGCGGCCCUCGAUGUGAUUAUGAAAAUCAAACCAUUCCGAGAAGGGCUCAAAAAGGAUGUCCUCAACGACGGCGACCUGUUCGUGAGGGAGAUGCGUGUGUAUAGCCAGGUGUUGCCGGAAAUGGGUCGGCGAUUGAAGGAAAUUGGUGAAACGAUAAACCAUCCGAGACUCAUUUACGCCUCAGAGGUGCCUCAUACCAUUCUCAUACUGGAAGACGUCAGUGGAAAAGGCUGGCAAACUGGACAGUACAUAACAUCGCUAGAAGAAGUGAUACCGGCAAUCAAGACCAUCGCAAAGUUUCACGCGGCAUCCGUUGUGCUUCAGCAAGAUAAUCCAUCAUUUUCCAUCGAGUACCAGUGUAGCGUGAUGGAAAAAUUGCGUGCCCUCGAUGGAAUGCUCAGGAAAAGUUUCGUCGAUUUGCUGGCUUUCAUGCGAUCGACGGACGGGUUCGAGCAACUGGUUGCUCCCGUCGAGAAGCUGCAAGGAACACUUCUGGAUGGGCUGAUCCAAAGCUACGCACCCUCGACCAGCUGCAUGAAUGUACUCGUGCAUGGUGAUUUUCACUCGAAAAAUCUGCUCCACCAGAUCACCACCGCUGGGAGUCAACAAAUUUGCGACACCAUGCUGAUCGACUACCAGAUCUGCAGCUGGACCACACCGGCCGUGGAUCUGUUCUACCUGCUCGACACGAUCGUCGACCAGGCGCUAAAGGAGCGGUACCGGGACGAGCUGAUCUACGUGUACCACGAAGAGUUUGCCAGCUUGCUGCGCCGUCUCGGCUACCUGGGACAUAUCACCACGUUGCUCGAGCUUCAGAUGGAGCUGCUUCAGAAGGGUGCUCUUGAAUUGUUCCACUACGUAGCGCUUUAUCCAUUUCGGUUCGUCGAUCGGUCGACGGUGGACUACGAGCAGCUGCUGUCCGGUGCGGCACAGAAUCCCGCCGCGAGCAGUCCCGUGUACAAACGCGUCAUGCGAACCGUACUAACGCGCUUCCUGCAUCAGGGCGUGAUGGAAACGGCGUAAUUUGCAUCUGCAUCGGCUUUCGGUGGCGUUUCUCCGUUUUGGAGCAUGACGAAUCACAACACUGCACUCGGGGAGAGCCACGUGAGUAGAAUUCACUCCAUUAUCGGGCGUCCAACAAAGAAGCAAUUGCACAUUGCAUAACGCGUUAUCUUAUCGUAAUGCGAACAAGUAUAAGUCAAACCGGACCGGGAUCGUUUGAAUGUUUCGGUGUGCUGGGUUUAUAUACAGUGUUUUACUUAACGUGAAGGUAUAAUAUUCUUUCCCAGAAUGUUAUGUAAAUUUAAUUACAAUUUUUUUUUUCAUUUCUGUGCCAAAGGGAGG
Messenger RNA from Anopheles coustani, 1550 nucleotides. RefSeq lists its product as uncharacterized. The transcript is spliced from 3 exons. The coding region runs from base 3 to 1229 and encodes 408 amino acids. The record is from RefSeq and is a predicted model, not a curated record. NCBI's taxonomy places the organism in Eukaryota, Metazoa, Arthropoda, Insecta, Diptera, Culicidae.